AAGACUUUUUCUUGACAAAAUAUUCAAUUCCCCCCACUUUCAACUUCCUCUCUAACAUCUUCUGCUAUUCUUGUUGGCUGCAUAUUCUCUCCCAAAUAUCAAAGUUUUUUUCAGGAUCCAUAUAAUCCCUGAUAAUCAAAUCCUGAAAGAUCAAGUAUGUUUGGGCACAAGAGACCUCAUCUUCACAAGACGGCUAAACAAAACUCAGUCCCAAGUCAACCUACUGCAAAUCCGUUUGAUUCUGAUGAUGAAAUUGAUAAAAGGUCAACUCAGAAACCGUCGAACAGAACUUCAUCCGAACCUUCUUCAUUGACCCAAAAUUCAACUGUCAGUCUUUUUGACGAUAACGAGGUUAAAGCAAAGUCAUAUGCAUCAAGAAACAAAUACAAGAAUGAUUUUGUUGAUUCUGGUGGUGUAGAGAACCAAAGUGUGCAAGAAUUGGAGCAUUAUGCAGCGUAUAAGGCCGAAGAGACUACAAAGGCUGUAAAUAGUGCAUUAAAGAUUGCAGAAGAUAUCAGAGAAGGUGCCACCAAUACUUUGGUAACUUUGCAUCAACAAGGUGAGCAGAUUAACCGAACCCACAUGGCUGCAGCCGACAUCGAGCAGGAUCUCAGUAGGGGCGAGAAGCUCUUAGGAAGUCUUGGAGGCAUUUUUUCUAGGACAUGGAAGCCAAAAAAGGGCCAGACUAUAAAAGGACCAACAAUGAUCAGAGAUGAUCCUGAUCGGAAGAAGGGUAACCAUUUGGAGCAAAGAGAAAAACUUGGACUUACAACCACCCCGAAUAAGGGGCAAUCACGUUCAAGAACUCCACUCCCCGAGUCUGCGGAUGCAAUGCAGAAAGUUGAGUAUGAAAAAGCAAAGCAGGAUGACGGGCUCUCUGAUUUGAGUGAUAUACUGGGGGAGCUGAAGGAAAUGGCUGUUGACAUGGGUUCUGAGAUUGAGAGGCAAAACAAAUCACUUAAUCCUCUUCAGGAUGAUGUUGAGGAGAUCAAUUUGCGAGUGAGAGGCGCGAAUCAACGUACUCGACGCCUGCUUGGGAAAUAGAUUGAAGUAUUGAACCGUCUAAUGCCUCCGUAGUUCCUUCAACAACUUCACUUAAAUUCUUUUUUAUAAAGAACUGUUAGUCCAAUGUCAAUUAUCUGAACAACAAUCGUGCUAUUCUGAAUUUGUUACCUC
This is a messenger RNA of Erigeron canadensis, 1176 nucleotides long. Its product is annotated as SNAP25 homologous protein SNAP33-like. Lineage: Eukaryota; Viridiplantae; Streptophyta; Magnoliopsida; Asterales; Asteraceae. Gene Ontology annotation, cellular component: SNARE complex; plasma membrane. Bases 157 to 1044 code for a protein of 295 amino acids. The transcript has 6 exons. The record is from RefSeq and is a predicted model, not a curated record. Gene Ontology annotation, molecular function: SNAP receptor activity.